Biomphalaria glabrata is the source of this 3630-nucleotide messenger RNA. RefSeq names its product gamma-aminobutyric acid receptor-associated protein-like 2. The transcript has 5 exons. Gene Ontology annotation, biological process: cellular response to nitrogen starvation; autophagosome assembly; macroautophagy. Gene Ontology annotation, molecular function: ubiquitin protein ligase binding. The coding region runs from base 291 to 650 and encodes 119 amino acids. NCBI's taxonomy places the organism in Eukaryota, Metazoa, Mollusca, Gastropoda, Planorbidae. The record is from RefSeq and is a predicted model, not a curated record. Gene Ontology annotation, cellular component: autophagosome; autophagosome membrane; cytosol.
AACAAAACUUUUUUUUUAGAGGCCUACAUCAUCACUAUUUGCUGCCUUUUGACGUUGCCUCGAUUUCGUUUGUCACACGCAGCAAAACAAUAACAACACAACACACUACACUAAGUUUUACCUAGAUACUUAGAUUAGAUUCUAAUUCCAGAUCUCUAGCUUAUGAUUUUAAGUCCUGAGAAGUGUGACUUUGACAGAGAACUGAAACUUGCAAACGACAAGAGCCUCAAAGUCAUCAAAGAAUAAAGCUAUUAGGCAAAGUCUUCAUAUCAGCAAUCAGAUCAUCAAUUAUGAAGUUCAAAUUCAAAGAGGAACACACUUUUGAGCACAGAAAACUAGAAUCUGGUAAAAUAAGAACAAAAUAUCCAGAAAGAAUUCCUGUUAUUGUUGAAAAAGAUGCUAAAUCACAAAUAGCAACAAUUGAUAAGCGCAAGUUCUUAGUGCCCAGUGACAUCUCUGUGGCACAAUUCAUGUGGAUUAUUAGGAAACGAAUUCAGCUACCAUCAGAGAAGGCUAUAUUUUUGUUUGUUGGGAAAGUACUUCCACAGUCCAGUGCUAGUAUGGGUCAAAUCUAUGAGGACCACAAAGAUGAAGAUGGCUUCUUGUAUAUUGCUUACAGUGGAGAGAAUACAUUUGGCACCAUAUUGUAGCAAUGUUUUUCAUUGAAAACAGAACUCUUUUGUUGAAUAAAGCACUCAACUAUGCUGAUUAUACAUCUAAAAAAUGAAGCACUGUCUGCUUUCACUCACAAGGAAUCAUAGUCUCUGUUACUAUUUGCUAAUUUACAUUCAUUCAAUUGGCGAUCCAUAUUAUGUCAUUUACCAAAGUAUGAAUGGGCUUGGAUUUCAAUGAAUGCUUACAUGUGAACAAUACUAAUGCUGGGGCCUCAGAAUUUGUUAAUCAUUUAUGUCUUCUGUUUACAUUGAGCCAAACAUUUUCCAUUAAAUUAAUAAUAAACAUCUGUUAACAAAGUAACCUAUACAAAUAGUCUACAUUUUUUAAAAAAUUUCAUUGACUUUAAUUUUUAAAAAAUUUAGUGUUUAAAUAUAAGACUUUUGAAUUAAAAUUUUUUUUUUGUUUCAAUACAUUUUGGGUAAACAUAUUUUAAGAGCAAUAGAUAUAUAGAAUUUUUAUUUUCAUGUCUCUGAAAUGAGAAAAAAAAAUGCCUGUUCAGUGUAAGAAUUUAAAAUUCAAACGUAUGUGCUACAGUUUGGUUUAUGGACUGCAAAGAAGUAAUUAAAAGCACAAACUUUUGUAUCAGUCUUUCUGUGUGCUUAUGUGUAGUGCUAAGUUUCUGCCAAUCUAUAGCCAUUUAGUUGAACACCCUAAACUUCAACUAUUUAGAUGUAACCGCGCUCAGAAAAUUUUGUGAUAAAAAUAUGAACAUCUCUUCAAGAAACAAAUUUAAACAUUUUUUUAAAUUUAAAAUAUUAGCUAUUGUUUUUUAUCUGACUUAAAUAAUGGCAUAAUUGUUUUUCCUCCAAAUUUGUAUUUUUAUUUAUGUUAUAAGUUUGAUUUUCAAAGUUGCAAGUUAUAAAAGUUGUAUUUUAAAAAUAUUUUUAUACUUUUAUUUAUAUUUUAUAAUUCCUUAUUCACUAACACAAGAUUAAUUUGUGGCCAUUGUUUUGAGUUUUCAUAAGUUUUAUUUGAUUUAAUUGAGUUAUCUGAUGUUUAAUUUUCAUUGUGUUUUAGAGAUUCAUAUAUUAUAUAUAAAUAAUAUGAUUGGGUAUACAGGAUUUCUUGUCAGUAAAUAUUUUAAAUUAUAAUUGAUUGAAGAAAACAAAAAGUAAGAACAUGUAAAAAAAAACACAACACUUUCAAUUUUUUUGAGAAAAAAAACAUGCAUUAAAUGUGAGAGAGAAUUUCUCUCAGAAGCUAAAAUAUUGGAAAUGAAAAAUUUACUACAAAGUAUUAAUUUGUAAUUGAGUUUACAAAAUCAAAUUUAAGUAAGGUAUUCCUUGCAGACCUUGUGAUCUAUGGGACAGAUGAUAUAAACCUUACUUGUAACUACUGACAGUUAAUUAACUCUUUCUCUCCUGAUCGACGAUACCAUCGUUGAUUUGACAUCAUUUUAUUAAAUUAAAUGUUUAAUUUUAUAAAAUUUACUUUGUGUUAUAUAAAAAGUGCAUGCAUUUCCCUUUAAUUCUUUACCAAAUACAACAUUUUCUGAUAACAAACGAUAAAGUUAUUGAAGCUUAAUCAAAACAGGGUAGUGAAAUAGUAAUGAGCCCAAUGAAGAAUUCCUUCGAAACAUGGAAAAAUAACAACGGAGUGAAAGAGUUAAGGCUUCACAUCAACAAAGUGCCUUUACUAUCCAAAACUAAUGUCAGGUACCAGUUAGAGUUGGGUGGACUUGAAGGAGCCCUAAAAAUCCUGAAAUUCAAAAUCCCUGUCUUCGCCUUGAUUUAAAUGAGACCUCUCGAUCUGGAAGCCAAACACUUUAUCAUGGCCUCUUUUAGUUAGAUGUUACUAAUUUUAGGUGCUCCAGCGCUGUUCUCCAUUUUAAAAAAAGUUUUAUUUCAGUAUUAAAUUAAGUUCUUUUUCUUUUGGUAUUGUUGGUUUAUAUGAUUUAUUAUAAUGUAAAAGGUGUUGAGAGCUAUUUAUCGUAACAUUGUGGUAUACUGUAGUACAUGUCGGCCUAUUAAUUUUCAUUUACUCUAUAAAUCAUUGUAUGUUGUUUAGAUCUUCAUUGUUCAUGUCUAUCAAAAGAUGGAUAAUAGCUCUAAAAGUAAUUCAGAAUUGUUGUCAGUUAGACAUCAUAUAAAGAAAUUAAAGUAGAUAAAGAAGUUAUUGUUUUAUAAGCAAAAUAAACUGCCGUUUCAUCAAGCGUAUGUACAUCACAGACAGGUUUUGAUUCUAAACAGCAGACAUUUUGAUUUUUUAUGUAGAAAUAAUCUUGAAAAGUGUAUCUUCCAUUUGGCCAGCAGAAGACCUGUACAUCUAUGUGCUAGCAAAUGUAGUUAUAUAAAUACUCAGUGCUUGGGCUCUUCUGGGUUCUUCAAGUCUGAAUCACUUUACAAGGAGCAAGGGGACAUUUUUAUUUCUUUUUUAAAAAGAGAAAUACAUAUCUGCUUCUUGCUUAAUGCUGUUGCUUUCAGUAAUAAAGUAUGUUUUUUUAAGGGGUUGCUGUGUACUUAAUUGUACUUUAUAUUGUAGUAUUUAAAAAAAUAACAACUUUCUUUUGUUCAAAUGCUUUUUGAAUUGAUCGAAUUCAGGGUUGAAUUGUGUUUUUAUGCAGUCUUUAUAUGUUUUUAUGCAGUCUUAGGUGUGUGUGUGUGUGAUAUGAAGCUGUCUUUCAUUCCUGUCGUGUACAUAAUGGAAGUAACCAUUAGCUUUGCCAUGUUACUGUAACAAACAUUGUCAGAAAAUGUCUCAGGCUGAGAGGGAUGUUUUUGUAAAAACUUUGCUCAGCUUCUAUCAACUGCCCAAUAAUGAACGAAACAAAGUUGAAGAGAAACUGUUGUCUUGACGUAGAUCUACAAAGAACUCGCACACAACCUUGGUGAGUCUAUUGUAGACAUGGCGAGUGAGGAGAGAACUGUGUAGACAACUACUUUUAUAACAAACUCAAAUUGCCAGACUUUUUCAUUGAAUUGUUACUUUGUCUUGAAUAAAGUAUAUAACUAGUCA